AUGCCUGACCGCGUACUCGACGUCGUCCUCGCCGACCGCUUCACACCCACCUCGCGCACAAAGCCAACCCAUAUAACCGAUCCCGCAAACAACAAAUUCACCACCCCUCUCAAUGUCUGUGUCAUAGGUGCUACACGAGGAAUAGGCGCAUCAAUAGCACACGCAUACGCCCAAGCUGGCGCAUCCACCCUCAUCCUCGUCGGACGAUCAUCCUCGUCACGUGAGCUCUUAUCCGUGGAGAAGCACGCCCAGGAACUGCACCCCUCGAUUCGAACGGCGACGUAUUUCUGCGACUUGACGUCUUCUAAAGACGUAGAAGAGCUGGCAAAGAGGGUGAGGGAAGACAUUGGGAAACUUGACAUUCUCGUGCUAAACUCUGGCAUCUCCGGGCCGGUGGUUUUGAAAGUAGAGGACGGCGACCCCCAGGAUUUUCAGGAUGUUUUCAAUGUCAAUGUGCAGGGGACGUAUCUGGUUGCGCAUUACUUCAUACCAAUUUUGAAGGAGAGUGAUGGCGCGAAGACCUUCAUUGUCGUGGGCUCGUUUGCGGCGUGCAUCAUCAAGGGACAUAUUGCGAAUACGGCGUAUUGCUUGAGCAAGUUUGCACAGAGCCGGCUGGUGGAGUUCAUUGCGGAGCAGUCUGGGAAGGAUGGGAUAUUGGCGGUUUCUGUGCAUCCGGGUGCGGUUGCGACGGAUUUGGCGAAUGCGACUACGCCUGAUAGCUUUAGACCUUAUUUGACGGACGAUGUCAGCCUUUGCGGUGCUUUUUGUGUCUGGCUGUGCCAGGAAAAGAGGAUGUGGUUAAACGGAAGGUUGAUCAGUGCUACAUGGGAUGUGAGCGAAUUGCUCGAGAAGAAAAAGGACAUCGAAGAAGGAGAUCUGUUAAAAUGGGGUUAUCGGACUGUGAACCACAUAGACAAUUGA
This is a messenger RNA of Aaosphaeria arxii CBS 175.79, 921 nucleotides long. RefSeq names its product NAD(P)-binding protein. NCBI's taxonomy places the organism in Eukaryota, Fungi, Ascomycota, Dothideomycetes, Pleosporales. The coding region runs from base 1 to 921 and encodes 306 amino acids. The transcript has 2 exons. The record is from RefSeq and is a predicted model, not a curated record.